AUGUCGGACAAAGAAUGUUCUGGAAGUUCCACGUCGGAAUCAUCUAGUUCAUCAUCAUCAUCCGAAACAGAAACGGACUGCGCGGACAAAUCGGAAGCAGAGACCGACAAUGAAAAAGAUUGCGCAGAAAAAAAAUCAGAAACGGACUGCGCCGUCGAAAAGUCCGAAUCAGAUUGCGUGGAAAAAUCCGAUUCGGAUACCACAAAAACUAAAAAACCAGAACCGCAACAACCUCCUGAACUAUGCAAUGUCAAAACUCAAACUAACGAUAGCAAAAAAGAUUGUGAAACAGAAAAAAUAGCUAUAAUAAAAAAAGAAAUAAAAACCAUUAAAAAGAAGGACGCAUGUACACAAACAGAAGAGAUAGCAGUCGGAGAAUCAGCUAUAUUAUGUACAAUAGAGGCUGAUACCCCUGAAGAUAAAAUUAUGGCUUGGUUUAACCCUGUCGAUCAGCAUUGGGAUGGCUAA
Molecule: messenger RNA, 468 nt
Organism: Papilio polytes (common Mormon)
Lineage: Eukaryota; Metazoa; Arthropoda; Insecta; Lepidoptera; Papilionidae
Product: lisH domain-containing protein C1711.05-like
Exons: 1
Coding region: 1-468 (155 amino acids)
Source: RefSeq, a predicted model, not a curated record